AUGCUCAGACGAACCUUCUUCCGUCUGAGUCUUGACAACCGUGAGAACAUCAUCCGCAUUUUCACGGAGAUGGCAGAUCUCAACAAUGCCCUGGGUGAGAAAUACAAGGUACAAAGUUAUAACCGCGCGGUGCGGAGCCUAAAAACGCACCUUGACUUACCACUGCGCACCGUCGAGGACCUUGAAAAAUUCCCUGGAAUCGGCAGCAAGCUGCUUAAGAAGGCUGAAGAGAUCAUCCGAACCGGGAAGCUGGAUGAACUUGAGAAAAAAACGAAGCCCAAACUGAAGGCAAUUCAGGAACUUACGCAGAUCCAUGGCUUUGGCCCCCGGGCGGCGGCAACACUGUUUGACCGCGAAGGUAUCUUUACUGUGGAGGAUCUUAUUGAAAAGGCAGACCAGAUUCAACUGACAGAGCAACAGCGCGUUGGUGUACGUUACUUCCACGACAUAAAUGAGAAAAUCCCGAUGCACGAAUCCAUCCUUCACGAAAACUUCCUCCGGGAGUGUGCGUUGCGGCGACUGGGCUCUGAUUAUGAGAUUCAGAUAUGCGGUAGCUACCGCCGCCGUCAUCCCUUCAGCGGCGAUAUUGACGCCAUACUUGCGCGUUCUCUUAACGCCCCACCAUUAGAUGCCCCGGUGACAACCACUGGCGUCCUUACCAUUCUGGUUGAGUACCUUCAGGAGCAGCGGUACCUCGAGGCGACGAUGGCACUCGGACCUCUCAAAUACAUGGGCAUGGGCCGGCUCCCACCGCGCACGACGGGAGGUGCAACAAAAACAUAUAAGGCUCGUCGUGUGGAUAUUCGUCUCAUUGAAACGAAGUCUGUUCCUACCGCCCUCCUCACCUUCACGGGGAGCAAAAACUUCAACGUCAUUAUGCGGCAAGCGGCCAUCAGCAAAGGUUACCUGCUGAACGAGUAUGGUCUCUUUAAGGUGGGCACGUCGGAUGAGGUUCGAGUGCUGCAGGAGCGAGUGCGAGCAAGGAAAGCUGCAGGUUUAAGCAAGUCACAGAUGAAGCAGGAGGACCCGUACUCUUCGUCCUCUGUGACUGAAGAGGGUGCAGAGCCUUUUGUCUCGUCUAUUAGUGGAAACUCUGCGAAGAUGGAAACGCUGGGUAUGACAAAGGAGGAACUCGAGGCGAAGCGGGUGCACGUGACGUGUGAGAAAGACGUGUUUGAUGUCCUCGGGAUGCCUUACGCAAAACCGGAGAAUCGGGACCCAUAG
Messenger RNA from Trypanosoma brucei brucei TREU927, 1224 nucleotides. RefSeq names its product mitochondrial DNA polymerase beta. Bases 1 to 1224 code for a protein of 407 amino acids. The transcript has a single exon. NCBI's taxonomy places the organism in Eukaryota, Euglenozoa, Kinetoplastea, Trypanosomatida, Trypanosomatidae. Gene Ontology annotation, molecular function: DNA binding; DNA-directed DNA polymerase activity. The record is from RefSeq and is a predicted model, not a curated record. Gene Ontology annotation, biological process: double-strand break repair via nonhomologous end joining. Gene Ontology annotation, cellular component: nucleus.